UUUAAAGAUUAAUCUAGGGAAAAGCCUUAAAACUUCAUUUUAAAUCAUCAUUUUUUUGAAGUAUAUAAUAUUUAUAUACUGCAAAUGAAACUCAUACACACUCCUCACCUUUGUUGAGGUUGGAACCCUUGACCUGUCGAAAGGCUGGGUUGCAUAUUUGCAGCUGGGCAAAGGCCCUUUGGUUUAAAUCAUCAUUUUCCCUUGAGAUGCAUUACAAUUGUGGAAUAUAAAGCAUAAUGUAAAAAUAGAUUACAAAGAUAUGUCAUGGUCAAGCCUUUCCCUAAAGCCCAUUCCUCGGUAUCUCAUUGUGAUUUUCACUAUUAUUCAAAUAAAUUUUUUGGUGGAGACAUGGGUUACAAGCAACUCAAGGUUUCCUUGGGUGAAUUUGAGUGUACCUUAUGACGGCACAACUCUAUAGCCUAACUCACCCAAAGCUAUAUGCUACCAAAUAAGUAUACCUCCAACCCCCUCUACCACCAAAGAACAUAAUCUCACGAGAAUAUUCUAGCAAUCUUUAGACUUAUCUUCCAAGUCAUCAUAAUUUGCAUGAUAGACUUAUACUAGUUUCUUUUUUCCUUUUUCUUUUUACCUUCAAAACUUGUUAAUAUGUUUUAUUUAUGUAAUAAUAAUGAGUUGUAUAUGACGAUGAAAUAAUUUACAUUUCAAAACUUCCCAUUUAAAACUAUAUGAUUGAGUAUGAUAAAUAUAUCGUGGAUCCUUAAUAUGUAUACUAAUGUGUUACUUAUCUACAGGACAAUUAGUAGUAGCAUCAUUGCUAAAUCGGGAUGUUAAAUUGCGCCUAUUACUCCGAGAUCCAGUGAAAGCUGCUACUCUAUUUGGAAAACAAGAAGAGGAGAAAUUGCAGGUGAUGAAAGGGGACACUCGGAACUCAGCGGAUCUUGAGCCAUCAAUGUUUGAGGGUGUCACUCAUGUUAUUUGCUGCACGGGUACUACAGCCUUCCCAUCACGGCGAUGGGAUGGAGAUAACACACCUGAGAGAGUAGAUUGGGAAGGCGUGAGAAACCUUGUGUCAGCACUGCCACGAUCACUGACAAGGCUCAUCCUAGUUUCAUCGGUAAGAGUAACCAAGUCUAAUGAACUACCAUGGAGCAUCAUGAACCUUUUUGGUGUUCUCAAAUAUAAGAAGAUGGGGGAGGAUUUCGUUCGUAACUCUGGCCUUCCUUAUACAAUUAUAAGACCUGGUAGGUUGACAGAUGGACCUUAUACAUCRUAUGAUCUAAAUACUUUGCUCAAAGCUACAGCAGGUGAACGACGAGCCGUCGUAAUUGGUCAAGGAGAUAAACUUGUAGGGGAGGUUAGUAGGCUGGUAGUUGYUGAAGCUUGCAUACAAGCAUUGGACAUAGAUUUCACUCAAGGCCAAAUAUACGAAAUCAACUCGGUACCGGGUGAUGGACCAGGAAGUGACACAAAAAAAUGGCAAGAAUUGUUUAAAGCUGCUCAACUCCAAUAAAAGAUAUGUGUACAUGAAUGAAGUCUGUCCACWUAUGCCAUCAUGUUAUUAAGUUUCAAAUUUGUAUUUAAUGAUAUGUAAAUGUGUUAUAAAAACAAGAUAUGAAUAUCUGUAACAAGAUAGUAAAAAAGAAUUAAAUAAUAUAAUAUGUUAAUUAAAAAAA
Cynara cardunculus var. scolymus (artichoke) is the source of this 1634-nucleotide messenger RNA. Its product is annotated as protein TIC 62, chloroplastic-like. NCBI's taxonomy places the organism in Eukaryota, Viridiplantae, Streptophyta, Magnoliopsida, Asterales, Asteraceae. The coding region runs from base 734 to 1471 and encodes 245 amino acids. The record is from RefSeq and is a predicted model, not a curated record. The transcript has 8 exons.